UGGCGGCACAGGGCAUACACAAGCGCGCGCCGUUGUGCUUUUAACCCUCGAGAAUAAUAUGUGGCUAAUGCUCCCGGAGAAACGUUCGAUGAUGACGAUGACGACGACAUGUAUGAAGCUGCCGGUAGAACAGGGGAUGCAGCUGAGGAUCUAGUGGUAGGGGUAGUGAUGCGGACACCCUCGUCAACCCUCGUGCAGGGCUUGCUUGGAUAUUCCUGUCCGCAGUAGUUGUGUGUGCGUUGCCGCAACGAAGCGAAUGAGAGGGAGAGAGAGAGAGAGAGAGCGAGCAACAGAAAGAAAGAGUGGGUGCUAAGGGUAGCUCUGCGGGCCACAUACAAACACACACACUCACACGAUCGUGCGGAGUUGUUGGGAUCGGCUCUGUAACGUUUGUGCCCUCGCUGUCGCACCAACCGCCGCGCUCGCUUAGAUCUGGAUGUGGGGUGGUAUAGUGAUAUUACCUGUUGGAGCGGAAGGCAAGUGUGUGACACGUUUAUAAAAAUUUCCCGAGAAAGUGGCUGUGCGCGCAGCCACAGUGCAGCCAUUGUACAGCCGAAGACCGUCCGCGUAACUACACGCAAAAGCGCUCCGUUGUCGUUUUGGGAAGCUUUUUGCUCGUAAGGCUUUUAAGGGUUUGCCCUGUCGACUUUCUUUGCUGGUGCUGCUGGUAGUGUCACGGGAAGCAACAACAACAAAAAAAAGCCUAAAAAAGGUGAAAUCGAAAAAAAAGAGUGCGUGCGUUUAUCGGGUGCGGCCAAAGAAUAUGGCGAUUUGAUUGUGGUGCUGUUAAUCGAAGCAAGCGACCAACCUGAUCGUUCCGUAAGGUGAGAAAGUGAACGAUCAACAGUUGAAUGAAUAAGUGCUGUGGAAAGAUUUGUUAGUUUUGCACGCCGUUUUCACUCGAAGUGCCCUUACCGUAAACGAGAGCAAUCGAAAGGAGUGUCUCUGCUGCAAGUGGUUUCGGUUUUCUAACAGAUUGGGAAAUAUUGAGUGUCUUUACAAGGCGAGGUGAAAUUAUCCUCUUGUGCUGUAUGCUGCUAGUGUAUCCGGGAUCUACACGGAAUACGGAAUGAUGUACCGUGGCUGUGUAAUGCGUUGAUGCGUAGUGUCCGUGUGGUGCUUUCACGAUAUUGCCAGGGAAGCACACACGGCACAGAGGAAGAUCAUUCCAUCUCCGGGUGUCAACGUCGCUGACUUUCCUUUGGAUCGAUCGUUAAGGGGAAGCGACAGGGAAGGGUGGGCUGGAACAGGUAGCAAAGGAAGUAACCCGAACCACCAGCAUAGGCAGCGCAAAGAGCCACAGCAUACAGCAGCAGCAGCGCGCGUCAUCCAAAGGAAAGGAAUGUUGACUUAAUGCUGUCGCAUCAGGUAAGCAAGAGGGAAAGAGCGAGAUCGCAAGAAGGGAUCGAAGAUCGAACAAGGGUGUAAAAGAAGGGUGCAAAGAAGAGAACGGCAACUUCGUAGCGGGAAACCACUACCACCAACAUCAUCACACCGUGAUCGUCAUAGCAACCACACUAUGUUGAAAAGGGCGCACAAGGGUUGGAAAGGGGGAAAGGUGAUCGUUUCGGUGAUCUCUGGCUCGAACGCUGUAUGGAAGGAAACCUGUUGUUAGGUGCGGAUGGCAUGUGGAAAGUACAAGGGGGAGGGUACAACGGUACAACAUAAAAUUGUAGCCUGUUUUGCAUACAUUUGCAAAACCAGCCAGCAAGCCUGUUAGAGAAAAAAGGGUUGAAGAAAAAGAGAGAGAGAGAGAAACGAAAAGGUGCAAAUGAUUGGUCUCUCGCUCUUCGAUCGUGUGUUGUUCCCGUUGGAUUGAUCCACCCACGUUUACGACGAUGGAGAGCAAAAAGCUGCAGCAGUUGCAACAGGCCAACUCCCAUCUGGCACCGAUGCCACAAAUGAAGCCUCCACAAGGUGGUGGUUUUCAACAUCCACCACCGGGCGGAUACGAUUAUGGUGCGACCGCAGCGGCUCCAGGCCGAUCUUCCAUGUUUCCACCGAAUGCAUCACAGUACCAGGGCUAUGGGCAGCAUCCGUCGUCGCUGCGAUCACCUUACUCGACCGGUAGCCCAAAGUCCUCACUAAGCACGAACAGUGGCGCCCUCUAUGGGGCGACCGACAUGGGAGACCUUUCGUCCACCAGCGGUGGACCGUCCUAUCAUAUGCCGCCGGGACAGCAAGGAUUACUUCUGCCGCAUCAACAACAGUUCCGCAGCAAUACCCUUGGUCCCGGAGGUUACGGAUACGAUCACCAGCAGCAGCUCUAUCGUGUGAGCUCUCCGUCGAGUGGAAGUGGGGGCGCGGCAAGUGGUGAACGUGAACGACUGUAUCAAACAGCGCCACUGGUGCGGUCCGGCGUACCUGGCACACCACACUCCGUAACGAGUGGGAUGAGUUCCAACGCUCCAAUGUCGAAGCUGGAGCUGCAGUUUCAACAACUUCAGCGAGAAAAAAUUCAACAACAGAUCAAAACUGCCACCGAAGCCAUUGCACAUCAGCAGCAAACGUUUGCCUUACGGCAACAGUUAAAUCCCCCCGUUCCAAACUAUCAUUUAAAACAAAAUCUGCUGCAAAAUCUUUCCCAACAUCAUCAGCAGCAAAUUCAGCAACAGCAACAACAGCAGCAGCAACAACCACAGCCUCAAAAUCAGCUGCAAGUACAUAAACAUCCGCAAUAUCCUGCGCAGCAACAACAGCAGAAACAGUUAGCUCAGCAACAUCAACAGAAACAGCACCAGCACAAACAACAACAGCAGCAGAUGCAACAUGCUAUGAAGCAACAACAGCAGCAGCAUCAGCAGCAACAACAACAACAACAACAUCAGCAAUCACGAUACAGCGCUUCGGGUGGUUCGGCGAAUCGUAAUGCACCGCCAUCAAGUCUGAAUCUGCUAAACCACUGUCAACCGGCGGGUAGUGAAACGGAUAAAAUAAUGCGAUCGCAUGUGCCAUCUUACCACGGAACAGUCGAUACGACUGGCGCUGUUAUUGGCCUAUACGGAGAGGAAGAAUCAUUGUACCAUCAAAAGAGUGGCUACCCACAAGGAAUAACUUCUCCACCAGGCGCGAAUAGCGAAAUCAUUAUUCAGCAAAACAUUCCCGGUCAGGUAGUGAACCAGGCCUGCCAGACCCAAAUCAGCUCGAUGGUGUUAGCUGGGAACAGUGGUGUUGCGCAGCAAUCGCAACAACAACAACAACAACAGGUGAAAUCAUCACCAUCAGACACACUCUCCAGUCCAUCGCAUGAUUCCAGCGAGCGAAGACGUGGUGGAAGUGGACAGCAGCACACACUUAAGUCUCCCGUCACCAAGCGGCCAGCCAAUGCACCGGUAGCAUUGUCCGGCUGGCUGUACAAGCAGGGUUCAGAUGGACUCAAAGUAUGGCGCAGACGCUGGUUUGUACUGUCGGAGUACGUACUGUACUAUUACAAAGGUCAGGAGGAGGAAAAAUUACUGGGAACUGUGCUGCUACCAUCGUACAAGGUGUCAGCCUGUUUUCCAGAGGACAAGAUCUACCGUAAGUUUGCGUUCAAAUGUGAGCAUGCGAACAUGCGCACGUUUGUGUUUGCUGCGGAGAACGGUGAAUCCAUGAGCCAGUGGGUGCGAGCGUUGACACUGGCGACAAUGAUGAUACAGCAUGUAGGUUCCGAACAGGAGGCAAAUCUGAAUCUACCGAAGGGCAGCGUAACUACCGGUGAACUUUUGUCCAGUGACUCCAGCGGUACCGGUGGCCCACAGUCACAGGGUUCGAACGAUACCAUGAAACUGAUACAGCAAGCGAAUGGCAAUGGAAGUAGUAGCAGCAGUGGCGCAGGUACAUCGGGACUGAACGACAGUAUGUCUUUACCGCAGCCACUGUACGCGAAUGCUCCACCAAAACCAAGACGCGUGAAUGAUGCAGGCUAUUCUUCGCCCAGUCCCGAGCACACAAUGUUGCAGGAUCGGUACGAACAGUUGGUGCAACAUCAGCAGAUGAUGUUUCCAGGCGUAGCAUCCGGUCCACAGGGUGGUGGAAUGGUGCUGGGAAACAACCGGACACCGGCGGCGUUAACAGCUCAGGCGAUCUACGGUGAUCCGAAACGGAUCGAGCGAGACUUGUACAUCCAGAAGCUUAUAGAGCAACAGCAACAGCAACAGCAAUUGAAUGCGGCAAAACAACAGCAGCAGCAGCAGCAACAACAACAAAAUCUUGGCAUACAGUCAUCCCCCAUGCAUGGACAGGUACUGCGUAGCACACCCGGUGCUGGAACGAAUCCAUUUCUGUACCCUAGUAAUGAUCGCCGUACGCCGGAUACAUACGGACCACCAAAUGCAGCGAUCGAUCCCAAGCAUAUGUCUGAUUAUGAGGACAUCUAUAAUUUAACCAUGCUGUCGAAAUCGCUACCAUCAAACGCUGCAGGCCCAAUGGAAGGAAUGGGCGGCGAGGGAGGAGGGACCGUGGCGGGCGGGACAUGUUACAAACGACCGUCCAGUCCGCUGCGCUACGAAAGCAAUGGAGCAUUCCCUGCGUACAUGGGAAAUUCGUUGUACAAUGCCGGUCAAUUUGAGCAUCCACUAACUGCAGGUGCUGCACCAUUACCACAGCAUGUUCAGAUGCGAGCAAGACCUAUUCCACCGAACAUUCCAAGACCGCAUUCGGCCGACUUUUUGGACUAUGAAGCAAGGCAUCCAUUGAACCAGACUGUCAGCGGUGCUAACGACGAGCCCAGCCCUGUACAUCGUACACCACGGCCAAAAUCUAGCCUGGACAUUAACCGUACGCCUGAUCACUAUUACUAUUCUGAGGCCAGCUAUGCGGAGAAGAUGCGCCUGCAAAGCGCAUCGUACUUACAACGGACUAAUAAUUCGGCUACCGGUGCAUCGCGCAAACAACAACGAUCCGAUGAAAUGCAAGGAUUGUUUUCUAGUGGAACGAUGCCCCGAGAAGGAUUGUACCGAAGUGGCAGUGGCAAGUUAAUACAAUCGCAACAACAGGCGGAGGAUUACCCUAUAGGCUCACAGAGCAUGCCACGACCAUCAGCUACGGAUCGUGGCGCGACAAGCAUUCGUCCUACCGUGAGUAGCUUAAAGAAACAAGGCAGCGGGACGUCCCAGCAACAGCAACAGGAACAGUUUGCACGCUCUGCAAGCGCAAGGUUGCCUCGCAAGGAAGAGGAUUCAUCCCUGCGGGACGGUGAACGCAAACGAGAAGAAUCAAUGAAGCGACUGCUCGAGUGGAAGCAGAGAAUGUUGCAAUCGCCACUGACGAAGAAAAUUGCUAGCCAGCAUUCAGCCACAAUGGCAUCGGCCGAAUCGCUUAAUCCGGGCUCGAGCACUAGCGUUGCGGGUGAUCGACGGCACGAAGAUAUCUAUGGCAUGAAGUCGGAAGAUUCUCUACUACGCGGUGAUUACUAUUCCUCGACAUACGAGCGGCAAUCGAUUGGUGAUCUAACGACAAUCGGAUCGGCAACUGCUAGGAAGCACGGCGGUAGUGUGGCGAACAUUGCUCAAACAUCGGCGUUCGGUAGUGAGAUGAAACUGAACGGAGAUUACAACAGUUACUCGUCGGACGAUGAAGAUGGAAGAAAAUUUACGCCGGCAGGAAGGUCAUCCCCACUCGUUAGUACCGUUUCCACGAAUGAGGUAGCAGAAGCACCACCACCAUCACACAAUUUAACACAACACAACCACAGCCACCAAUUUUCUGAUUUCGCCGCUGGCUCUGGCAGCACUGAUAAUACGAUGCACGCAUUAACGCAAUCUUUUUACGCCGACACUACCGGCAGUGGCGGUGAUGGUAAAGACAGGAUUAUCAAGCCAGUCAGUAAUGCAGACAGUAACAUGGAACAGGAGAAGGAUUGUAAGCCGACAGCACUUGCGAUGAUUGAGCAUCAGGACGAGGAAGAGGAUGGGUUGUAUGAGGAUAGCUUAGUGAACCACGCAAGUGUCAGCGCAAGCCCUAAUUUGAGUGUAGAUGCGAAUGUGUAUGAGAACAGCUUUAUCAAAGCGCCAAAUGAUCGUAAGAAUUCAGAAAGUGAUGCAGAUAAGGGUGUAGACACUGAUUGUAGGCGCGAACCAAAGGACGCCGUAGAAAUCGGGCUCGUUGAGCAUCUUGUGAAUAGCAGGGCCCAUAAUGAUAGAAGUAGCGGUAGGAUAAAUGGUAAUGGGAAUCGUAACAAUUCAACGGUUGAUGUUAAACCUUUGCUAAUAACGGAAAUGGUUGCACCUAAACAACACGAACAACAGCUGCAAGCGUAUGUUCCCGUUUACAAGCACAGCCUAACGUCACUAAGUGUCACAGCGUUGCAUUCUCCAUCGUCGAAUGUGUUAAUAGGUGAAAUAGGCAAAGAAUUAGCCAAAGAAACGAUAAACAAAAUACGAGAAUCGUCGAAUGAACACGAAGUGAUCGCGAGCAACCACGUAACUGAUCCAGAUUUACAGGUAGAAGAAAAGAAUGCAGAUGAUGGAGAUGAUAUCUUCGAAUAUACCGAUGAAGAUCUAGAUGAAGCGUUGCAGCAUGCAGAGGAACAGCAGGAAAUUGACACAGGUAAGGAAGGGGAAAAAGUGUCUACCUUCAUCGAUGGAUCUUCUGUGGAGCUGCCGAACUACGGCAUGUCGAUGGACGAUGAGCUUUCAAUGCAGAUAAUGGAAGGGCACUACAUGCCGAUGACUCCGAGAAAGAACUUGAUCAGCUCAGCUAGUAGCUGUACGACGCUUUCGCUCUUAAACCGUCACAAUAGCAUUAAUCAAACGCGACAACUGAUGUCAUCAGCUUCGUCGACGGGCAAGUUGAGACCGUGCGAAAGUUUAACAGCGAUGGAUAUCCUGGAUUCGAUACAAAAAAGCAACGAAAUGCAGAUGUGCAACACUUACGACGAAAGUACCUACAUUGAGAUGACUAAGGGAGCACUUGGAAAGAGCGUAUUUGCUACAGCGGAGGAGCUGAGGGGAACGACAUACGAGAUGAUCAUGGUACCAGAAUCUUCCCGACCGCUUUCACGAGCAGCUGGGAAUGGUAGUGAGUUGGGAAUAAAUCGAGCUACAGCAGAUUCCGAACCGCUCUACAUGGAGCUGUCGCAAUUACAUAGCAACAUCAAUACAUUGACCAAAAAGGAUUCUAAACAUGGAAUAAUUGAUAGCAGCGUGAAUAGGAAUGAAAAACUUAACGCGAAAGGUAUUGAUGGUGAAUAUCCGAAGAAGUCGCAAAACAUGGAAAGCACAGCUGAACUUACUGGAGAAAGAACUAGUACGAUGGUGCGAAUGAAAAAUGCAGUAACUGGUGGAACAAGUAGCAUAAAUAAAAAGAAGAAAAAGGAUAAAAACUGGCCAGAUAUAGUGAUGCAAUCGAGUAAAACCGACGACAGUGAUAGUGAAUCUGACACGACUGAUAAACUGAACGAUGACUGCAAACGAAUCAAAAAGAAGACUGGCGCCAAAGAGAAGAAACUGUCUACAAUUACUUCCGAUCUGCAGAGUAAAACAAUGGCACGUUCGCGAUUUAGUCUAUCUGAUACCUUUCGACCAGCAUCGUACUAUUUGGGAGCAAGUGGAAGUGCGACUCCGUUCGGUCACGGCAAUAAUGCUGGGGAUAGUUCGUUCGAUAUUUUACUGGACAGCUCGGAUAGUGAUAUUGUAUCACCGCCUCCGAUCCCGAUCACAUCACUUCCACUGGAUGAACCUGAUGGUAGUGGUGGCUGUGGGGAUGAAGGGGGAAUGCUGUUGGGCACGGUUCAUGUACCAAGAUACGGCGAUCGUGAGAAAUUUCGAUCAAGCGAAGCAAUUGAUCUGAUAAAAAGCCAUCACGCACAGGAGAAACGACAAUCGGUGCAAAGUUUGGUGACAGGCACAUCCAGCGGUGGUCAAUCGUUGGCUGGCUCGAUGAAUCUAUCCUACGGUAUGCGCAGAGAGAGUGGAAGCAUUUCGUCAAAUCGAUCAAGUCUACGGAGCAGUUCCCAGGGUCUGUUUGCUGUAGGCAAUGCUGGUGUAGCAGGAAAGCAAACUCGUGAUUCAUUGAGCGGGCAGGAACGUUGCUACGAUGGUGUCUCCCAUGCAUCGUCAGAAUAUGAAUUACUUGUUCGGGAUGCAUGUGCAAAUUCGGUCCGAUUAGGAUCAGCAAUGGGCACAAGGAGGGAUGACUCGUCGGCACGAAGUUCAAUCACACUUUCCGAAACGAGUGGUUCCAUCGAGUGGAGAAGUCGUUCAUGCAUGGAUGUGUCGAUAAGGAACAAACGACGUCCUAUAUCAGGUAGCUCGAUCAACUGUCCCAUUGAAAUGGCUUUGGAUGGUCUGGAUGGUACUGCAGAAGUUGUCGGCAGUCAACUGGAAGAUAGCAGUCGGGGUAAUCGCUUUUUGGGUAAUGUAAAUAUUGAAGGUGUAAAAGAAGGUAUUGCUGAAAGUAACACAGAAGAAAUGCACAGUAAUUCUUCCAACUUUUCACAAAAUGGCCACGACAACAGUAUUUACUACGAGAACGUAGAUGUUGCUGGAUCGGAUGUUUCGCAAUUGACAUUACGUAAUCUAGCCGCUCCGAUACUCAGCCCGCUUAGGGAGAAAAAUCUCUCCCUGCACGAUGCACGUUGCCAGUCGGAAUAUCUGAGUACGGUUCUUGAAGGACACAGUCUUGAUGUGGAAAAUGCAUCCCUCUUGUCUGCGAUGGAUCCCGAUCAGCAAAGCUCGUGCACUAUACGCUAUGAUUACGAUCGUUCGAAUCAGUGCAAUAGGACCAUUACGCCAAUUGAUGGCGGUACGCAUUCAGUGGCGACCGAUGCAAUACACAGUCGUAAUAACAGUACGCUAUCCUCCGAGGGAGCUCCUUAUUAUUAUUCGGAUCUACAGGCGGCUCGAUCACGUGAAGAAGAAAGCAUACAGCACCAACGCCAGCUAAGCAAUGAACGAUGUGGUACCAGUAAUGGUAGUUCCCAUACGUCACCUUCAGCACUAUUUGCAGCUGGUGAUACGCUCAACAAUCAGCGUGAUCCUGGAGGACUACGCAAACAUACAACUGGAAGCAUAUUCCACAUUCACAAUCCGUUAAAUACACUCAAGACGGCCAAUUUGUUGCUGCACGCAUCCGCUAACGAGAAGCAUGCAGAUAUUGAUCGGAAAAAUCUUUAUGAGUCGGAUAGGAUUGGACAGAAGGAUGUUAACAAAACAAUUGCUGCAUCCUUGGCAGCAGGAGUAGGUAAGAUUGCUGGAAUGCCUGCAGGUCGAUCGUCUUCUUCGUUGUCCGUAAAUGCGUUCAAAGACGGUAGUUCUACGAUUAGUCGACUGUCAACCGGAUCUUUCAGCAGCUCUACGUUUCAGCAUCAAGACAGCGCAUACGGUGCACAAUCUACAACAAGUGGUGAACCUAUACCAGGAUGUAGCAAUAGCAGAAGGGAAGGUUUGCAACAACUGCUCGACACUUCUGGUGGUAAUAUUUCCUCAGGUGAUCAACUCUGGGAAGAAGACACACUGUGGAGGGAUAACUUACGCCGAGUGUCCCAUAUACACGCCAAGUCAAUGGAUAAUCUCGACCACCUGGGUACGAUUAGAUCACCUUCUGCGGUCUUGUUAGCUAAAACGAUUAAUCAACAGCAACAGCAAGAACAGUGCGAAACUCAAGAACGGUACCGCGAUGGACAGCAAAGCGAGCAGAACAACGAAGAGUUAAGUGUAAAACCAAUUGUCAAAAUAAGUCGUAAGGAUGUGACCUAUGUGAAUGAGCAUCUAGCCAACCUGCCCGUAUCAAAGACGGCAAUAUACGGCGAGCAAUUAAAAACGACAACAUUGAAAAAAUCUAUUGCACCGCUACCGAUGGUAAACGCUAUAAACGACACACAACCGCGACGGACAGGAACUACGCUGGUCAACGCAGCCGAUGACGGUGGCGAUGGUUGCAAUGGAGACGACGAUGACGUGUACGUGCAGCUCGCUAGUAACGUAUCCUCUUCGGGUACGGUUGUACGUGAUGGUCGGUGGUCAUCAUCCAGCGGUCGGGAAUCGGAUGCGGUGUACGAGGUUCUGCGUGAUGAAAUAAAUCGAUACGACAUCAAUCGUGAAACAAUUAGACAAUGGGAUCUCAUGUCUAGUGGACUUGUUAAUAGCAGCACGACCACCAACACCUCGAAAGCAAAUGGGAGCAGCAUUGACACGGGUAGAAAAUCACUUGCCAGUAAUUGUACAAAUUCUAUCCUUGGCAAGACAAGCACGACGGACACUGGUGUGGAUAAUGUGGCCGGGGGCACAUAUCUUCGGGAAUCACAAUCAUUUUCCAAAGCAGGAACCGUCGUAAAUACGAAUGAUGCAAUGUCCGUGAGUAGUGUGAAUAGUAGUAAAUACAAUAUUCCAGAAAAUGUACGAAACAUGGAUUCAUUGAGGGAUAAAUAUAACUUGGAUAAUAGCAAACAUAUAAACGUUCGCAAAAAUGAGAGAAGAGAAUCUGGUCUAGAUGAUAGGACUACAAAACAAUGAAGAUAUUGCAGAUGAAGAUUGUGAAUAUAAUAAAAGAUAGCGAGCAGAGCAGCGAAAAGAAUAGGAACUUUUGUAAAUAUUAUUCAUAGCUAACAUUCCAUAACAGAAAAUAAGAAGAUUGAAGUAUUUUUUGAUACAGUCUGUUUAUAACGAUGAUGCUCGAAGAAGCAUAUACAUAUAUAUAAUAUGUAAGCAAAUGUUAUUACACCAUGUACAGCAACAGUGUAAAUUCAUCUGACAGAGGUGUUUAUGAUUAUAAUAGCUAAAGAGUUUAGAACAAAAAGGUUUGGUAUUGAAUACAACAAGCAUAACACGGUUAAUAAUGCGUUUUAAAGUUUUACUCAGGUUGUUAUUAUUGUAUAAUGUAUAACAAACAUCCAAAAUACUGUAAAUAUAACAUUACCGACACGAAUGGAUAAGCAAACAUUAAA
Molecule: messenger RNA, 10864 nt
Organism: Anopheles funestus (African malaria mosquito)
Lineage: Eukaryota; Metazoa; Arthropoda; Insecta; Diptera; Culicidae
Gene: kmr
Exons: 5
Coding region: 1839-10433 (2864 amino acids)
Source: RefSeq, a predicted model, not a curated record